Pantherophis guttatus is the source of this 2062-nucleotide messenger RNA. RefSeq names its product aldehyde dehydrogenase 1 family member A1 (gene ALDH1A1). Gene Ontology annotation, molecular function: oxidoreductase activity, acting on the aldehyde or oxo group of donors, NAD or NADP as acceptor. The record is from RefSeq and is a predicted model, not a curated record. Lineage: Eukaryota; Metazoa; Chordata; Lepidosauria; Squamata; Colubridae.
AUCAUUGGAUCCUCUCUUCCUCCCCUUUGGAGAAACAACAGAGUGUAGAAUGCUGGAUAUAUGUGAUCUAUGAAACAUGUAGGAGAUUCCGGGACACAGUGUGCUGGUCUGCUAUUAAUGAGGACGUGCACCAGAUAUACAAACUAAUUUUGAAGUUGAAAGGAACCGCUCAAACCAUGUCAGCUGCAAAGACUUUGCCUGCACCCCUCAGUGAUCUGAAGAUUCAAUAUACUAAGAUAUUUAUAAACAAUGAAUGGCACAAUUCAGCCAGUGGCAAAAAAUUUCCUGUCUAUAAUCCUGCAACAGGAGAGAAAAUCUGUGAGGUGGAAGAAGGAGAUAAGGAAGACGUUGACAAAGCUGUUAAAGCAGCAAGGAAAGCAUUUGAGUUUGGAUCCUCCUGGAGGACAGCAGAUGCUUCAGAAAGGGGCAGGCUGUUGAACAAACUGGCGGAUUUAAUUGAAAGAGACUAUCUUCUCUUAGCUACAAUGGAGAGUCUUGACGGCGGAAAGGUUUUUUCAAACGCCUACCUAAUGGACUUGGGUGGUUGUAUCAAUACUUUGCGCUACUUUGCUGGCUGGGCUGAUAAAAUCCAAGGACGUACCAUCCCCAUGGAUGGAAACUAUUUCACAUUUACUAGACAUGAACCUGUUGGAGUUUGCGGUCAAAUCAUUCCUUGGAACUUCCCACUGGUUAUGUUCAUUUGGAAGAUUGCCCCGGCCCUUUGUUGCGGAAACACGGUAGUCGUCAAGCCAGCCGAGCAAACUCCACUGACUGCUCUUCACAUGGGCGCUUUAAUUAAAGAGGCAGGAUUUCCACCAGGAGUGGUGAAUAUUGUGCCAGGAUAUGGUCCUACUGCUGGAGCAGCCAUUUCCAAUCACAUGGAUAUAGAUAAAGUGUCAUUCACAGGCUCAACUGAGGUGGGUCGAAUGAUCAAAGAAGCUGCUGGAAAGAGUAAUCUGAAAAGGGUCACUCUGGAACUUGGGGGGAAAAGCCCCAAUAUCAUUUUUGCAGAUGCUGACUUGGAUAGUGCUGUGGAAUUUGCACACAUUGGUGUGUUCUACCAUCAGGGGCAAUGCUGCAUAGCUGGAUCUAGGAUUUUCGUGGAAGAGAAGAUCUACGACGAAUUUGUGCGUAGGAGUGUGGAAAGAGCCAAGAAAAGCAUCCUAGGGAAUCCUCUGUCUCCCGGAGUAAAUCAAGGUCCUCAGAUUGAUAAGGAGCAGUAUGAUAAAAUACUUGCACUAAUUGAGAGUGGGAAAAAAGAAGGCGCCAAGCUGGAAUGUGGAGGAGGCCCCGGAGGAGACAAAGGCUUUUUCAUUCAGCCGACGGUUUUCUCUGAUGUUACCGAUGACAUGCGCAUUGCCAAAGAGGAGAUAUUUGGGCCUGUCCAGCAAAUCAUGAAAUUCAAAACUAUUGAGGAAGUUAUCAAGAGAGCGAACAAUACUCACUAUGGUCUAGCAGCUGCAGUAUUUACCAAAGACAUUGAUAAAGCACUGACAUUUGCAGCUGCACUUCAGGCUGGAACUGUCUGGGUUAACUGCUAUAGUGCAGUGUCUGCUCAAAGUCCUUUUGGGGGAUUCAAAAUGUCAGGAAAUGGACGUGAGCUGGGUGAAUACGGCCUUCAUGAAUACACAGAAGUCAAGACAGUCACAAUCAGAAUUCCACAGAAGAAUUCAUAAUGGCACUACACAGCCAUGUCAGUUACUAGGCCAAACUAAGCCAGUUGUGUUGUGAAACGCUUUGUAGCAGACUAUAUUCUCUGUUUAAUUUUGAUUUCAUUUUUAGCUACCUUUAACAGUUAUGAACAGUAACUUAGAAAAUUUAAGUUAGAAAAAAAGGAGGGGGAAUCAUAAUGCCUGAAUCAAAUUAACAAUUUAUGAACCUUAUUCAAAUUUUAUUUGCCCAUUUAAAUAGAUUUGUAGUGCUGUGCAAAAUAAAUGGUUAAAAUAUACAUUUACAAAAAUUGCUCACUUGUAUUCUAGAGGUGUUAAUUUCCUGUUCUUUUGUAUGAACUUGGCAAAAGCGCUUAUAUAUAACUAUCAAAUAAACAGUUUGCUUUUGCUAA